Molecule: messenger RNA, 3331 nt
Organism: Sceloporus undulatus (fence lizard)
Lineage: Eukaryota; Metazoa; Chordata; Lepidosauria; Squamata; Phrynosomatidae
Product: zinc finger protein 396-like
Exons: 5
Coding region: 474-1781 (435 amino acids)
Source: RefSeq, a predicted model, not a curated record
UCACAGAGCUCUGCCUCCUAGAGAGGUGGAGGAGAGGAAGGAGGAGAAAAGGAAAGAAAGAAAGAAAAGAAACUGGGAAAGAGAAAAGGGGGUGGGUGAGUGUCCAUAAUAGUGAGGGUCUCUUUCCUGUACUUUCUCUUGGGAAGUAAAAGAUCAAAGCAAAGGGGAUCUGGCUGGGAAGAGAAGAUACAGGUUGGAGAAGGAGCUGGAGGCUCAAGACAGAUGUGCCUUUCAACAAAGACGUUGGUUUCUUCAUGUACCACAUUUUUCCAAAUGCAGUUGCUAAGAAAAUUAGGAUUGCUCUUUUGCUGCAAAACAUAAUUCAGGGCUAACAGUUGCUGCCUGGGCAUUGUUCCUCUCUUUGUUCAAGGGGACAAAACCUUCUAAAAGUGUCCCCAGGAGAGAAAAUAGCCACCAAACAGAAAGAUACAUCUAUCCCAGUUCAGGAGGUCCAGCUUAACCCAAAGGAGGUGAUGAUGAAGACAGUUAUCAAAAUGGAAGAACAAGAAGAAGCCCGGUUCCAGUUGGUGGAAGAAAUGGAGAGGGAUAGAGAUGCUCCUUGCCUUGUCCAAGAUGGGACCAUCAGGGAGUAUCUAAAAUGGCCAGCUAAAGAAGAGGCAGACAACGGUUUGUCAGAGCAAUGGGAAGCCCAGUGGCAGGAGUUCCUCAGGACACUACAGUCUUCUUGCUCUGGUUGCGGAAACUCAACCUUGCUCUCCCCGAACGUCAUACCACAUGGCGAGGUUUCCAUUUCCCUUGGCAAGGAUGCUGGUCAGCAACUAGACAAAUGUCAACGGACUCAGGCUUCUUCGGUAAUCGAUGGGACAAGUCACGAGGAUGGUGACAAGGAGAGCGGAAGAGACGGGGCCAACACCAAGGAGAAAGAGGUUGUGAAGGAGGAAGAAAGAUGGAGUGCAGAUGCUCAGCGCCAACGCUUCCGGCAGUUCUGCUACCAGGAGGCUGAAGGUCCCCGGGAGGCCUUUUGCCGCCUUUGGGAACUUUGCCACCAAUGGCUGAAGCCACAGAGGAACACGAAAGAACAGAUCCUUGAUCUCCUGAUCUUGGAGCAUUUCCUGAGCAUCCUGCCCGUGGAAAUGCAGAGCUGGGUGAAAGGAAACCAUCCCAAGAGCUGCUCCCAGGCGGUAGCCUUGGCGGAGGAAUUCCUUCAGAGGCAGCGGACAGCCAAGAGGCAAGCCCGAAUGGUACCAGAGCUGUUCCAUGUGGUGGCCAUGAACCUCCCUGUUGCUGAGAGGAGUCCCUCUGCAAACAAACAAAACACAGAUAUGGAGCUCAAGAUGGAUGGGAAAGGGCAUACUGAUAACUCACUAGGAGCGAUGGAUAAGUGGGAGCUCAUACCACCAGAAAGAGCCAGACUCCAGGACACAGUUGUAAAUAUUGCCAGCCAAGACCAUCUAAGUUGUUUGGAUGCCAAGCUUGCAGAAAAUGUGAAGCAGGGAUCCACUCCCAGUCGUGGAGGUAACCUUCCCAAAAUCUCAGCCCCGCAAAGAACCCGAAAGGCCAGAAGCAGGAAGACCUGCAACCUGUGCGGGAAAAGCUUCAGCUACAACUCAAACCUCAAGAGGCACUGGAGAACCCACACGGGCGAGAAGCCAUACGGAUGCUCUUAUUGCGGGGAGAGGUUCAACCAGGCCACCAACCGCAUCCGACACCAACGAAUCCACACAGGAGAGAAGCCAUACAAGUGCUCGGACUGCAGCAAAAGCUUCAACCAGAGCCUCCAACUCAUUCGCCACCGGAAGACUCACUUCAAUUGCGGCUAGUCCCUUCUCUUGCACUCUAGAAACUCACAGCAAAGAAACAGCCCAUGAAGGCAAGACUGAAUUCCACAAAACAGGCGAGAGAAUUCCACAGCAGUGCUGAAUCUUUUAUCUAAUGCAAGGACUUCACUCCUAGAAAGCCUCAGCUUUUCAUUUGUAAUAAUGCUUGUUUCUAAUCCACACUGGAUACAAGAUACUUGUACAGUGUCUGCAUUAAACCUUAGAAGCAAAUGUUUGGUGGCUGGUUAAGAUUCUUCAGAAAUCAGGAAACACUUGUUAAGAAAACCAUGAAUGACGAAGCCCAUGGAACGUCCACAAAAAACUUAAAGAAGCCAGCAGAAGAACAAGAUGGAGCAGAGAGGGAGCAGAGAAGGAAAAGAGGCCAACAGUUAAAGCAGAGAAGAAAAUCCAUUGUUUGUUGGAGAGAAGGCUUCAAUGACAUUUUAAUCCAAGAAAAAAACUGCAGAGAGAAAGCAAAGGUUGAAGCACUCCAAACCUGGGGACAUGUUUGGCCAUAAAACAUACAUAAAUAGAUUUAGCAAAAUGUCAAAUAGUGAGAGACGACAAAACUCCUUAAAGUGUGGAUACAGCUUCUGUCAAAGAUCACACUUUCCAUCAUGUCAGAGAAUGUAUUCAAAGAAGAAAUCAUAUCCACACACAAAAAAUCUAAAGUGUUUGAGUAAAGUUAACAGUCAUCAGAGAUCUUGCACAAAGGAGAAACAAUAUUGUAAUUCAGACCGUAGUCAAAGGUUUUUCGAUCAUACAAACCUUAUUGGUCACAAGGAGAAUCAUACUAGGGAGGAAAAGUGUAAAUCUUUGGAGUGUGCAAAGAGCUUUAGUCGCAGGAGCAAACUCACUCUCCAUAAGAGAAUGAACAGAGGGGAUGAACCACACAAAAGCUACACGGGGGGGGGGAGGAUUUAAACGGCUGGAGUAUAGAAAGAAUAACAUUGACCUUAAGUUGCACCAGACAGCUAAUGUUUGGAGUGUGAGGAGAGGUUUCGGUUUAGUGUUACCUUUAAUCGGCAUAGGAGAACCCACAUAGGACUAAACAAUUCGUAACUAUUGGGGCAGGACUGAAGGCCUCAUUUUAAUAAAACAAACAAACAAACCCAUACUUUAUAUUAAAGAAGAUGGAAAGAUAAUAGAUCCUGGAAAUUUUCUUACUGUAGCAAGAGGGUAUCUUUUCAUGUUCACCGGUAUCUUUUAAUGUUCAGGAUCAUUAAAAUGUUUUUAGUUUGUAUGUACAUGCGUCUUUAAGUUGUCAGUCGACUUAUGGUGACCCCAUUAAUUUAAUGUUUUUUUCUAAUCCCACCCUAUAUUAAAAAAGGGAUUGGCUAACUUUGGCCAUCUUGAUCACACUGUGAUGGUGCUUGGCCGCACAUCUUUUGGUUUUCAUCUGUGAACAUGUUGGAGGGCAUGCAUUCCUCUGGUCUCCAAUGAUUCCAUAGGGAAACGGCUCCCCCCAUUUGCAUCAAGCUCAAUUUACAUUACAAGUCUAGGAAUGCAACCCUGACUUAAACUGAGACCCCACCAGUACUUGGUAUAGUGUG